AUGGAACUGCGCCAAGGCUCCGCGGCCCAAGGCCAUCAAGUGAGUGUGCUCACGUACCCUGAGUGGGGUGCGCCAAUCGUAUCCUUUGAAGAGUACCGCGAGCGCGAAGUGCAAUUCCGCGCCUCCGCGUUUGGCCAGACGCUCGUGACCGACUACGUCUUGGUGCCCACAACGGACCACAGCACGCUCGACCUGCGCGGGUACCUGGAGGUCUUUGCGCAGCGCUGCAUCCUUUGGCCGCCCACCGCGCUUACGCCCAUUUGCGUGGAUGCCUUUAGCGUCGCGUCGCUCUUCACGCCAGAGAACCAUCGGCGAAAAGGCUACGGUGCCAUCACGCUCCAGGCCUUCUUGGCGCGCCAGCGAUUCGACUACAUCGUGUCCAAUUUGUACUCGGACAUUGGCACCAAGCUCUAUUUGGCGAACGGGUGGUCGUCGCACCCGUCCGACGAGAUUGUGCUCCCCGCCGACUUUGACGUUUCGCUCGUUCCCGUCGCAGCAUCGGCACCGGUCGUUCUCACAGUCAUCGACUCGAUGGACGUCCUCACCGCCAUCGCCGCCCGCGACCAAGCCGAUAUGCAAGCGGACCUUCAGCCAGGUCAAGUCGGUUUUCUUCUCACGGCCGAGUACAUUGCGUACUUUCACGCCAAAUACAAGUACUUUGCAACGCACCGUCUGGGCCUGGCCGAGCUCCCGACGUCGUACGGGCUCUGUGUGCGCGACCUUGCGACAAACGAGCUGCGCGGGUAUGUGCUUUACGCCCACAAUUUUGAAGACGACCAGCUCGAUGUGCUCAAGUACCGCGCCCUCGGCGCCGACAUUUUCGACGUCAUUUUGCCGCAUUUGCUAUCGGAAGCCCGACAAUGGAAGCUAUCGUCCGUGGGUCUGUGGCCGACGUCCGCGAUGGAGCUACCGUCCGAAAUCGCCAAGCGUCGGACGCCCCGAAGCGACUCGUUGAGCAUGCUCCUCGUCGAAGCCGCCGCAGAUCGAGCACCCGUGACGGGUCUUGAAUGGGUCGCCAACGAGAAAUAUCUCUACGCCUAA
Messenger RNA from Saprolegnia parasitica CBS 223.65, 1041 nucleotides. RefSeq lists its product as hypothetical. Lineage: Eukaryota; Oomycota; Saprolegniomycetes; Saprolegniales; Saprolegniaceae. The transcript has a single exon. Bases 1 to 1041 code for a protein of 346 amino acids. The record is from RefSeq and is a predicted model, not a curated record.